GUGCGAUAAAAAGACCGCCACUCAUGUACGUGCGUGUGCUUUCAAAGUUUUAGUGCCUUAAGCGUCUUUAUUUAUACAUAUAGUGUGUAAUUAGUUUCGUGUAUAGCUUACACUAUGUGGAAAUUGUCUCAGGUGCUUCUCAUAUCAUUGUCGUUAGUGGUAAGCGAAAAAGAUACAGACGAAGGAAGACCGUACGAAUUUGGAUUUACGAUAGACGGGGAACAACACCGAUACGAGAAAAAAGAUGAAAAAGGCAUAGUUCAAGGCGAAUUCGGGUUUAUCACUGCCGACGGUAUUUACCACGUGACCGUGUACGCCACUGACGAAAACGGGAACUUUAAAAUCCUAAGCAUGAGGAAUCUGCGCAUCAGCGCCCCCUUAGAUGGUUCGCCGUUCAAAGGAGAAAUAUCUCCCGAAGCCAAUAAAUACAGGAAGCAAGCCGGCCUAGGUCUUCUUCCGGAACCGGCAGCCCCUAAUCCUUUAAUGCUGCCUGAUGCGCCACCAAAGCAAUCGCCAGAAAUUCAGAAGACCACUUCGAGAGCGCCGUACGUUUUCACGACCCAGUCCACUAUUAAGCCAGCUUGCGCUGGAUGUGGCUACGUUACAACACCGAAACCGGUACCAGGGCAAAAGUUUCCCUUCCAGAACUCAAUUUUCCAGAAACCAGAUAGGGAACAACCUCAAAAAAAUGAUCUAAAUUCGCAACCAGAACAGGGAUCGAUACAAAGUAACGGCGUUGGUCCGCAACCUCUGAAGCCGCAAUAUCAAAGUACCAAAGGAUUCCAAAAUACUCAAUAUCCUAGUUUAAGUCACGGGUUAAUUAAUUCUCGAUUCGAAAGUUCAGCUACCAAAGACGAUGGAAAUGGUGAUUCUGGAUCUCAACAUUCAACUAGUCUAGAUGGUGUGCCACAAGAUCAACAAUUUGUUGGACCGCCGAGCCCGGCAGAUGUUUCAGUGUUCCAACCUACUGGAAAUUUAGAUAAUGUACCACAAAGUCAGCAAUUUGCUGGAUCUCCAAGCCCGACCGGUGUUUUUGGAUCCCAAUCAAGUGGAAAUCUAGAUGGUCUACCACAAGGUCAACAAUUCCCUGAAUCAAGUGCGACGGGAGGACUGGGGGCGGCAAAUCAACAAUCUUCGAGGAAUCCAAAAGAAAUGGAGGUAAAUCCACUCUCAAUUCCGAAUCCAGACGAUGUAAGACAGCAAGUUCAACAGGAAGUAAAAGACUUCGUCGGGAUUGGACAACGAGGAUCAGCUACGUCGAAACAGUCUGGUUUUCCGCCCAUUUCUGUGUCGGACAGCGUCAUACACGUAGGUGGCAAAAACCCCCAGGAUAUCCCGAUUAAAGACAAGUUUCCUGGUAUGGAGGAUGGGCUUCCAGAGGGUGUCAAUGAAAAAGACGUCAAGGAUAUUCUAUACAAGUUCCACUACACGGUAGGUUUCCACGGACAUUACGAGAAAGGUUUGAAGAACGGUGCGAAAAUCGGUGGAUACUUCGUCAACGGGAGGGACGGUAUCAGCAGGGUAGUUACCUACAUUGCCGACGAGAACGGCUACAGACCCAAAAUAAAACUAAUCAAUCUCGGACUAGAUUCGGAAGAAACGCCUAAAGAAGCGACGGAGAAGAGCUUCGGACUCAAGAGCUUUGAGUUUGUUUGGUAUCCCAUUAAAUAAAUAUGUUGCGUGUGUGAUCUUGUAUAUAUAUUUGUCAUGAGGUUUAUUCUAGGGGUGAACUAUGCAAUGAAAUUUGGAAAUUUCAGGUUUUUCGAAUUUUCCUUAAUUCUUUUUUCCAUUUUCCUUUUAAUAUUAAUAGUUAUUAAAAGUAUUGACAUUUUCAUUAGUUAGGUUGCUUAUAAAAGUCAAUAUUCAAAUUUGUCAUUGCAGUGGAAAGUACUCAGUACGGGGUGAAUUAAAAAUUUGGGUCAAGCCAUUAAAAAUAUUAUUUACAUAACAUACAUAUUUUCUUGAAGUUUGGUGUAAUUGUUGUAAUUGUGUAUAAUUAACAUUACUAUUGCUUAGCGUAUAGCACAUUCGUAACUUUUCUGAUAUUGUAUAUUAAUUAAUAAAUUAAAAGCUAAAAUUGAACAUUAAUUAAAUUAAUAAAUGAAAAAAUAAAAAUUAUCAAAUUUAAAUUAAGAGGUUGGCGUCUCGUCCGUUUUUCUUUUAAUAAGUAAGAAAAAGGAAAUGUAAGGCUACGUUUAAGAGAAAUAUUUCUUAAUACUAAUCGGUGGAUUGGUCCGUGACAAAAUGUUCGUGUCCAAUGGCCAGUGCAUUCCCCAGCCUUUAGUCUACUGGGUUCCUGUUUUUGAAGGUUCAUUAAAGAUUUUCUUUAAACGGUUGCCAUUGCUAGUGAGCAUCGUUUGAAACAGUCAAUUUUUCUAGUUUGCUGUUUAAUUUAAAUACCCGAACCGAUAUUUAUUACUCUAUAAAAGGGCUCGUGUUCAAGGACCUAAUUUUUAUAUUUACAUAUCAUUUACAUAAUUUAUAUAUAAUAUUUUUGUAUUUUUUAACUUUUCUUAUAUUAACUAAUUUACAGUAUCUUAAAAACUACCAUUGUUAUCAAAAAUUAAAUAGGAAAGAAAAACUACGUAAUAUUGAAAUAACUGAUUAACCAUGUAUCAAAAUUAUUUAUUCAUUUUCAUCCCGUUUUUUUGGACAUUUGUUAUGUUUCCUAACAUUUGUAAUAAUAUUUUUGGAUUAAUUUAAUUGAAAGUUUAUUUAUUUCGCAGUUUUUAAUUGUUGCUAACAUUUUUAACAUUGUUUAUUUAUUAGAUUGCUUUUUACGGAAUCGGCACGUUUUUGGACAUUUCCGGAUUAUAUCGAUAAAAAAGUUUUCUCGAACUUUUAAAAUUUCUUGAAUUUUAUUGAGUUUAUUCUCACAUUUGUACCGAGUUUUCCGGUAUUACGUGAAUUUCUUUGUACUAUUUCCUAAGUAAACUAAGAGCCCAUUAGCUAAGAGUGUUUCUAAGGAAUUCGGUGUGCCAUCGUCAAUGAAAGCGCAUGGACUGUAAAGCAUUAUAAAAAAUAUGCUUAGUGGACUAAUCUGAACACAGACAGAAAAGGAAAUUCCCCUUUCUGUCGGUGUUUGCAGCUCAAUGUUCAUAAGACACACAAUGGAUAAUUAGAUAGUUAUCGGAUGUUUUUGAAAAUGGGCAGUUUCCAAAAAGCACUUUAACUUUUUUGUUAUGUAUUGUGCAUUGGUGCGCCUAUAAAAAGAGUUCCGAACCAACUUGUUACGCAGAAUUUAAUGGUUUGAAUAUAAUACUUUCAAACUAAUAGCGUAUUAGUUAUCUUACAAAAAAUUGAUUUGUUAUAUAUAUUUUUCAAUCGUUGAAAAUUAUUAGAAAUUACCUUCCAAAAAAUAUAGCAUUCAUGAUAUAUUGCACAGGUCCUAUUUAAGAUACACGAGUUUCUACUACUUCGAAUAAGAAAAGGCGUUAAAUCUUUGAAUGCAGACCAUUGUUGCCAAAUUGUACUAUUUCUUUCAUGUACUUUUUUUAAUAGUAAUAUAAAUACAUAUAUGCUCAACAACAACAGAGUAAAAGAACCUAACCAAAACUAAUCAAGCUCUAGCUUAUUUGUACACAAUUAAAAUGCAGAAAGUCGACAGCACCAUUGGACAUGUAGACUUUGGACGGGGCAGCAAAAUAGCGAAAACAAAUGCGUCCUUGCAGCUGUCAAAUUUUAAAUUUGAUUGUUAAUACGUCGAGUUUUGACUUGGUCUUUCCAUAUAGCUAUUAGGUAAUAUAGUGGCCCAACUAGAGUAAAAAUUGUUUUUUAGGUAGAAAAGAGAGUGAUUUUCAGCACCUUUCCACUCAUGAAAGUUAAAGACACGGAGAAGACCAGCAACAGUUAAGGUUAGAUGAACUUAAAAAACCAUAUAUGCCACACAGUUCCAGAAAAGUGCAUUUUUGCCAGUCUGUGACUGUUUGAAAUAUAUUAUGGUUGCACUGUCCAAAGUCCGCUUGGUAAAAGUUCAAGAGGUCUAACCAAAAUUAAUGAAAUGUUAAAAUAAAAAAUAUUAUAUAUAAAACCAUGAAUGACAUUCCAAAAAAGUUUUAUGAAAAAUUCCCAUGACAAAUGGUUACAGAAUUUUUUCUUGAAAUGCACAUUUUCGAAAAACUAUAACUUUCGAGUCACUAGAAAGGCGAGUUUCAUUUUAAAACUGUCCGCCCUCUACAAUCAGAAAGCCUUUAAAUUACUUUUCCGCGAUAACCAUGCCCGUGAGACAUGAACAUGUAAUGUUGGUUGCGGCCGUAAUUUUAUCAGUUUUGCUAUGCCAAAUUUCAACCACGGUAUACCCCUAGGAUUUAUCAUAAUAAUAAACACAAUACG
This is a messenger RNA of Cylas formicarius (sweet potato weevil), 4332 nucleotides long. RefSeq lists its product as uncharacterized. The transcript is spliced from 12 exons. The record is from RefSeq and is a predicted model, not a curated record. NCBI's taxonomy places the organism in Eukaryota, Metazoa, Arthropoda, Insecta, Coleoptera, Brentidae. Gene Ontology annotation, molecular function: structural constituent of chitin-based larval cuticle. Gene Ontology annotation, cellular component: chitin-based extracellular matrix. The coding region runs from base 115 to 1671 and encodes 518 amino acids.